AUGCUCGAAAGGAGUACCCAGNACCACCCGGCCCCCGCCCCCGCCCCCGCCCCCGGCCCCGCUCACGCGCCGCGGGUGAUCUCGGGCCGGUUCGUGUCGUCGGCCGAGCCGGUCGAGCGGGUCCAGACCACCUACGACCUCGUGGAGCCGAUGCAGUACCUCUUCGUCCGCGUCGUCAGGGCGCGGGGCCUCCGCCCGUGCGAGUCGCCCUACGUGAAGGUCCGGACCGGGUCCCAGUCGUUCCGGUCGAAGCCGGCGCGCGACUCCGGCUCGGGCGAGCCGGAGUGGAACCAGGUGUUCGCGCUGAGCCACGCGAAGCCGGAGCCGACGCUGGAGAUCUCGGUGUGGGACGGCGCCCCCGCCGCGGCGGACGCGUUCCUCGGCGGGGUCUGCUUCGACCUCUCCGACGUGCCGGUCCGGGACCAGCCCGACGGCCCGCUAGCCCCGCAGUGGUACCGGCUCGAGGGUUCCGAGCCGGGCCCCCGCUCGGUGUCGGGCGACAUCAUGGUGUCGGUGUGGAUCGGGACCCAGGCCGACGACGCGUUCGCGGAGGCGUGGAUCUCGGACGCGCCGUACGUGAGCCACACCCGGUCCAAGGUGUACCAGUCCCCCAAGCUGUGGUACCUCCGCGUGUCGGUGAUCGAGGCCCAGGACCUGCGGCUCCCCGCGGCCGCGGCCCCGGCCCCGGCCCCCUGCACGCCGUUCGACGUGCGCGUGAAGGUGCAGCUGGGCUUCCAGUCGGCGCGCACCCGCAGGUCGACGGUGAGCGGGAGCGGGUCGACGUUCUCGUGGGCGGAGGACCUGAUGUUCGUGGCCGCGGAGCCGCUCGACGAUCAGCUGGUCGUGCUCGUCGAGGACCGGUCGGCGGCCAAGGACCCGGCGCUGCUGGGCCUCGCGGCGGUCCCCGUCCCCUCCGUCGAGCAGCGCCUGGACGAGCGCCACGUGCCGGCCUCCAGGUGGGUCAACCUCGAGGCCGAGGCCGAGGGCGGGUACCGCGGGCGGGUCCACCUGCGGCUCUGCCUGGAGGGCGGGUACCACGUGCUCGACGAGGCGGCGCACGUCUGCAGCGACUACAGGCCCACGGCGAAGCAGCUGUGGAAGCCCCCCGUGGGGGUGCUGGAGCUGGGGAUCCUCGGGGCGCGGGGCCUGCUCCCGAUGAAGACCAAAGGAGGCGGAGGAGGCAAGGGCUCCACCGACGCCUACUGCGUGGCCAAGUACGGAAAGAAGUGGGUCCGGACGCGGACCGUGACGGACAGCCUCGACCCGCGGUGGAACGAGCAGUACACCUGGCAGGUGUACGACCCCUGCACGGUGCUGACGGUGGCGGUGUUCGACAACUGGCGCAUGUUCGCCGAUGCGGCCGGCGAGGAGCGGCCCGACUACCGCAUCGGCAAGGUGCGCAUCCGGGUGUCGACGCUGGAGAGCAACCGCGCGUACACGGCGUCGUUCCCGCUGCUCGUGCUGCUGCGGUCGGGGCUGAAGAAGAUGGGGGAGGUGCAGCUGGCGGUGCGGUUCGCCUGCCCGGCGCUGCUGCCCGACACCUGGGCCAUGUACGCGCAGCCGAUGCUGCCGCGCAUGCACUACCUGCGCCCCAUCGGGGUGGCCCAGCAGGAGGCGCUGCGCGGGGCGGCAAUUCGCACCGUCGCCGGGUGGCUGGCGCGGGCGGAGCCGCCGCUGGGCCCGGAGGUGGUGCGCUACGUGCUGGACGCGGACGCGCACGGGUGGAGCGUGCGGCGGAGCAAGGCGAACUGGUUCCGGAUCAUGGGGGUGGUGGCGUGGGCCGUGGGGCUGGCUCGGUGGGUGGACGACGUGCGGCGGUGGAGGAGCCCCGUGACGACGGUGCUGGUGCACGUGCUGUACCUGGUGCUGGUGUGGUAUCCGGAGCUGGUGGUGCCGACGGGGGCGCUGUACGUGUUCCUGAUAGGGGUGUGGUACUACCGGUUCAGGCCAAAGGGCCCGGCCGGGAUGGACGCAAGGCUGUCGCAGGCCGACACGGUGGAGCAGGACGAACUGGAGGAGGAGUUCGAGCCGGUGCCCACGUCGGUGGAGGUGCUGCGGGUGCGGUACGAGAGGCUGAGGACGCUGGCAGGGAGGGUGCAGAGGGUGAUCGGGGACCUGGCGGCGCAGGGAGAGCGGCUGCAGGCGCUGGUCAGCUGGAGGGACCCCAGGGCCACCAGGAUAUUCAUCGCCGUCUGCCUCGCGGUGGCGCUGGUGCUCUACACGGUGCCGCCGAAGAUGGUGGCGGUGGCGCUCGGCUUCUAUUUCCUCCGCCACCCCAUGUUCAGGGACCCCAUGCCGCCCGCCGCCGUCAACUUCUUCCGCCGCCUGCCCAGCCUCUCAGACAGACUUUUGUAAGAGGUUGCUUGUUACUCGUUAGGCUCACCCAUUUCAGUUAUUAGUUCAGGAGAGGGGAUUGGGAGAAUUUGUUCAUACUCCAGGAAAUGUGAUAUAGGAAUUGUUGGAUGGUAAUAAUCUGGGAUGAGAUUUUAACAAAGAGAGGCUCUCUUUUUGUACUCAUGAGUAAGCGCGUCACAAAGCGACCACGACGGUUGGUCUUCAACUUUCUCUGCUGUUUUAUGAGACUCGAGAUUCAUCUCUCUAAAUAAGAAAGAGAUUUUCGAUCA
This is a messenger RNA of Ananas comosus (pineapple), 2624 nucleotides long. Its product is annotated as protein QUIRKY-like. The record is from RefSeq and is a predicted model, not a curated record. Lineage: Eukaryota; Viridiplantae; Streptophyta; Magnoliopsida; Poales; Bromeliaceae. The transcript has a single exon. Bases 1 to 2355 code for a protein of 784 amino acids.